Messenger RNA from Lineus longissimus, 3122 nucleotides. RefSeq lists its product as uncharacterized. Lineage: Eukaryota; Metazoa; Nemertea; Pilidiophora; Heteronemertea; Lineidae. The transcript is spliced from 9 exons. The record is from RefSeq and is a predicted model, not a curated record. The coding region runs from base 35 to 1072 and encodes 345 amino acids.
CCUCGCUUCAAUUAGAAGCUUGAUUCCGGGCAAAAUGGAAAACUUCACCGAGGUGAUUCUGAAGGAGUGGGGUAUGGAGGAAUUAAUAUCAGUCUUCAACGAACAUGGCAUUGACGAGGAAUGUUUUCAUCUCUUGGACGAGGAUACUUUGAAGGAGUUAAUUCCAAGGAUUGGAACACAACUUCGAUUCAAACAGAAGCUGUCAUUGAACAGGAAUGCUGUAUCGGAUGCAUCUCCACCAACCGAUAUGACUGGCACCAGCGAUGACACAGAAAAUGAUAACAUACACGUCCCAAUAGAAUCUAGCUCAACUUUUCAUUCAGAAUCAGAUUGUAGUCCAGUCCAGCAUUCUACGCUUUUAAAUCUCUCACCAAGUUCAGUUCCCAGUGGCAGUAAAAUAUGUGCACAUCCAGUAUCAACUAAGUUUCAUGAUUUUAAGACUUUCCUAUGCAGCCAGAAUGGUGGUAGAUCUUUGUUAGCGGAUGUACAGAAGCUUGGGUUCGCCCCAACAGUGUUGAGGAAAAGACUUGUGAAAAUAGCAACUGGUUUUUUAUUUGAAAAAUGCGGAAAAUUUCCCAAAACAGAGGACACGGAGGAACUUGCCAUUGUGAUUAUCACAGUCAUACCGUGUCUGAGGAAUCCGAAGGGACAGGGCUUUGAAGAAUUUUACCAAAGGGCUCGAGGUGGUCGACCUGCAAAGGGCUUUAUCAAUGACCGUAUAUACAAUGUUCACAAAGAGGAGGCAAAACUGAAGAUGGUUAAGAAAAGGGUCCAAUUACCUGAAACAGUCCCUGCUGAAGAGGUGUUGUCUGUUGCAGAAUGGCAGAUUCUACCCGAAAAAGAGUAUAAGGAAAUGACAGCAUGGCUGAAACACAACAUUGAACCGGCAUCCAAAGUUUCGGACCUGAUGGCUAAAACCGCAACAAAUCGUCACCGUGAGAUCUGUGAGAACAAAGAGUUGAAAGCGAAGGAUAUUUUGGCAUCAUUUCCAAGGCUUUUGGAGAGAGGAAUGGAUGUUGCCCAGUGGCUUUCUGAACACUUCCUGUCUGGUGUGAAUGAGGAGAAGGAAUGAGGUGUGAAUUUGCUUAGGUUCCUAUAUUAAACGUGAAGUGCAGAAACCCGUUGGUUGUGUCAUCACUGGUCGCAGCGUCAAUCUGGGCGCAACAUCGAAUCUGUUGCAACUUUCAAACGCUUUCUCCGGGCAAAAAGGUUAAAGAUUAACUGUUAGUUUGUGUCCUAUCAAUGACCACGUUAAAUCUUUCGGUAAACUCUGGGUUAACACUAUUAACAAGAAUAAGCCCGCUGUUAACCAUGAGAUUAGAUCACUUUGCAAAGUUCUGGGACAACCAAAGGUUAAUUCAAAAUUAACAGUUUUUUUAUUCUAGUGUUCACUCCGAAUUAACUUGCAUGACAUUGCUUUAACACUAACACAUAGAGUUAGCACAUUUCCAUAGCAAAUACUCGUAAUAUCUAAUGUCUAAGGUUUCAAUGUGAUUAUGGCAUGUAUGGCUUGCAGUCUAUUAGAUCCUAAGCCAUAUUGUGCUGUUACUCGUCGUGGCUGUGUGCGUCUGUACGUAUACGGCGGCGGUUACAAACUGUAACUCGACCUUGUGUCAGCUACAAUCCUGGGAAGUCGAUUAACCCCGAUUGAACUUUACUUUAGGAACAACACGAAAGCAUCAGCAAUUGAGGCGGUGAGAACCAUGAGUCGCCGAAUCGAAAAUUUGGUCAAAAGUGAGUUAAGUGCAUGUAGCAACCUCUUACGCUGAAUUCUAAUUUUGACAUAUUGAGGUAGUUUAGAUGGAACCACUCCAAUUUUUUUCCAUUAAAAUGUAACAAAUUAACCUUUAGCUGCUUCGUUCAUCUUGGAACCGGUUUGAGUCCGCAUUGUACAUACAACCGCUGUGCCGUCAGUACUCGUUCUCCGGGUGAGCAGUUUAUGUGUACCUAGAAGAUUUUUACCGGAGCAGAUUUUCGUGUUUGAAGACAAUUUUACACAAAACUGUGUGGUGUUAGAUCAUCAAACUUUGGAGGGACCUUUGUCUCCUUAGGACCAAUUUAUCUAGAGCUUCCUGGUAAGUUUAUAAGUAACUGUGUAUUUGUAAUAAGUGUUUUUACGGGUGCAAUUUCGGACUUUUGUAAACUUGUCCGCCAUGUUUGAUGACGUCAUUCUCAUCAAUUUGUUUGGAAGCUGGACCCUUGUUUUCCGCGUGUUGUAAGUUUUAAAGUGGUUCAAAAGCAGGAUAUUUUGAGCAUAAAAGUGUUUUGAAAUGUUUCAUGUGGUAAAACUAUGUUUAUAGCAUCUGGGGAUGUCGAUUUCAAAGCUCUGGAUUUUGAAGUGUGGUUACAAAUUGUGCCUAAAGUUGGUGCAUCUUUCAAAACAUUGAGCAUCUUUCAAGAAUCGUAAUUUAUCUGGGGACGGGAUAGCCCGUGGGAGGACCCCGUAGGGGGGUAUAAAAGCUCAUGUAAGCCCCAAAACAAUGAGAUUGCCUGCACACCAGGCCCAAUUAGCCAACUAGCGGUUCUCCUAGUAGAACUCUUACUAGUACACUGAGAAUUAUCAUUUAAGUCAGGUUAGUACUGUCUUACAUUCUGUCAGAUUCCUCACGCACAUGUUUAUGCAUUGUGUAGCUUGCUAAUAGCAGCACUGGUUAUCCAUGAGGAUGAAUGUACUUUGAUUAAUCUAUAGGCAAAGCAAAGGCAGUAGCUUUGAUCUUUUUGGUGUACCAACUCCAAAUUGACUUGAGUCAGCUCCUGAACCCAGAGGGUUAUAUUUGAGCAAUCCUAUCUAAUCUAUUGGUAUUUCUGGGGAGAUAAACAAUGAGCACAUAUAUCCAGAUGAUAUCAUCAUCAUUGGCACUUUUAUAGAACUAGAAGAUCUAGUUGAGUUUUUGGACGAGUUAAUUGAACUCAUGGUCCGUCUUAUAGACGGCGAAGAUAUCAACAUGAGUCGAUAUCCUUCUAUCAACCAUUUACUGUAAAUAUGAGAUUGUUUGGAGAGUGUUUUAAUCAGACCAAGAGCUGACUGCUGAGUUGUUUUGGGAGUGUUUUAAUCAGACCAAGAGCUGAUUGCUGUGUUUAAAGAGUUCCAUGUUGUGUCACUGUAAUUGUGUAGUUGUAAA